Aegilops tauschii subsp. strangulata is the source of this 1035-nucleotide messenger RNA. Lineage: Eukaryota; Viridiplantae; Streptophyta; Magnoliopsida; Poales; Poaceae. The record is from RefSeq and is a predicted model, not a curated record.
AUGGCUGCCAAAAGGAAGAAGAAGUCAACUGUGGCCCCAACUAAAGCUCCAAGGCGGGAAGAACCUCACAUUGUCUUCCCAGCCAGCAUGAAAGGCUCGAAGCCUAAGGCCCCCUCAGUGGCUUCAGAACAGAAGAGAACCAAGGCAGCUGAAGCCGACGCUAGAAAACGCAAACUCAAGAACACCAUUGAUAAUGCACCUCCCACCAAGAAGAGAAAGACCAAGAAGAGAGAUCAGGCUGCUCCCAAAGAGCCCCUUGUUGUCGAGCCCAUUUCUUUUGCUCAUCCUACAACUGAAAAUCAAGAGCAUGAUGAAGUCCUUCCUCAAAUUGAGCGCCCAACGGUAUCAUCGCUUGUUCUCACGAACAGCGAGCUCAUCAGCAUUGGUCGUCCCUUGACGCCAAUCUCCCAGGAUGCCUCAUGGGCUGAUCGCCCCCAACCAGCAACUCCAAGCCAGGACUCACCAAGUACACCCCGUCCUUCACCUGCGCCAGUCAUUAGCCAAAUCGCGAAUGACGACAACUACAUGGAGACUACACCGUCACCAAAAGCGUCGCCCGUGUUCCAACGGCUUCGCAAAGGCCUAAGGCCAUCCGUCUCCAUGACAACCAUCACAGAAGAAGACUCCAACCAGUCCAGCUCAGUGGCACGUCAAGUGUUCCCUGAAGAUAAUCCUUCUGUGACGGUUCCAAUGUCUGAAGCUCAUGCUUCUGAAGACAAUCCGGCUGCAUCAACCGAUGAAAGACAAGGAGAAGAAGAGCAUGUCGCUACUCCCCCUACCACCCAAGAAGUUGUUCUCGAAGAGAACGUGUCUGUGCCCGACCCUCCAGCGACUCAAGUGGAGGUUGAGAAUCCUGAGGCGGCCACCAAUAACAAUACUGAAGCCAAUGACGUUGUCAUGGCUGAAGACAAUGUGGAGCCUGCAAUGAACACUGUGCCUAAAGCCAAUGAUGCACCUGCAACAAAUGAGCAGCCAGACGCACCUACGAAUGCCACUGCUCCUGUUCCGCCUCCAAGGCCACACACAAUUGAGUAA